Molecule: messenger RNA, 1427 nt
Organism: Porites lobata
Lineage: Eukaryota; Metazoa; Cnidaria; Anthozoa; Scleractinia; Poritidae
Source: the annotation of a GenBank genome assembly
GGUGCAAUCGCUCAACGCUGGCGAAAGUGGAUCAAACGUCUUGAAAAUCUGUUGGUCGCUGCUGCCAUCACUGAUAAGAAAAGACAGCGAGCUUUGGUUCUUUACUACGCCGGAGAAGAGGUGUGUGAGAUUUUUGAAACUUUAGUGGAUACAGGUGACGAUUUUACAACGGCGAAAGAAAAGCUCACGGAAUAUUUCGAUCCGAAGAAGAAUGUCGAGUAUGAAAUUUACACGUUUCUGCAAGCCCGACAAAACCCAGACGAGUCCAUGAAUGCAUUUCACUCUCGUUUGCGUCAAUUAUCUGCUACUUGUGAAUUUGAUGACGUCGACAAGGAAAUUAAAUCGCAGAUUAUUUUAUCCUGUUCAUCACAGCGUUAUCGUCGCAAGGCUUUGAGAGAUACGACCAUGACACUCGAGACCUUAUUGAAUGAGGCACGAGAUCUGGAAAUCUCGGAAACACAAGCAAAGGAUAUCGAAUCGUCGGGAAAUGUGGCUAACGCUGUGCUUCCUACUCCAUCACAGCCGAAGAAAAAUUGUUUCAAUUGCGGUGGAAUUUGGCCACACGACUCGAAGACGGAUUGUUCCGCGCGAAAUCGCAAUUGCAGCGGCUGUCAUAAACAUAUGGUCACUAUGCGAAAUGCUCCACACAAAAGUUACGUGAGACCCGAAAUUCCCGAAAAGGCAGGCAGCCCCGUGGACGUGGUAAUCCCAAGGAAAAGAAAAAACAAAAUGUUAACCCAUUGGAAGCCGAAUGUGAGGAACGUGAGGCCUCGUCAAGCUCUGAUGACGAGUAUACAUUCAGGUUAGAAGUCCCCUCCUCAAAGGUCGGUGCUCCUUUUGUCUCUUUGAAAGUGAACGGUGCUGUGUGCAAGUUCUUGGUAGACUCUGAGGCAAGUGUGAACAUCGUUAGUUCCCAUGCAGUUAAAGUUUUUGGUGUCGAUCUGCAACCCUGCGGUACAAGGGUCUAUGCCUUCAAUUUAUCUGCCCCGCUUCCCGUGAUAGGCAAGUUCUCCGCCCUCAUUGAAUCAAAGUGUAGUGCAGUCGACGCUGAAUUUCUUGUGGUGGAGAGUGAAACUUCUCUUCUGGGAUACACCACGGCCACAGAGUUAGGAAUCCUUCAGAUUGCAAAUGCUGUAUCAGUGGAGAAAAACGUAUUCUAGCUGUACCCUAGUCUGUCCUCUGGUCUUGGAAAAAUGAAGAAUGUUGAAGUUAAGCUGCAUAUCGAUGUAAGUGUGAGUCCUGUUCAUCAAACACAUCGAAGAAUUCCUUUUCACCAACGCAAAUGCCUAGAGGCUUGUCUAGAGUCCUUGCUUCAACAGGACAUAAUUGAGCCUGCUGUUGGUCCAACCUCCCUGGAUGUCUCCCGUUGUCUUAGUCCCAAAGCCAAAGCAACCUGGUGGUGUUCGUUUGUAAGUAGAUAUGCGUGA